Messenger RNA from Aureobasidium vineae, 492 nucleotides. NCBI's taxonomy places the organism in Eukaryota, Fungi, Ascomycota, Dothideomycetes, Dothideales, Saccotheciaceae. The record is from the annotation of a GenBank genome assembly.
AUGUUUUUCCCAACUCUGCUACGGCGGGCGAACGCUCUGCCCAAAUUCGAUUUUGCCAGGAAUCCAUACAAGUCGAAACGCACAUGGCCGCCGGACUUUACCAAACUCUCGCAGAAACAUCAGUUUCGUCUUGAACGCCGCUAUCGUAGGAGGGCCAAGCUGAAGUGGGCAAGACCGACAUGGACAAAGUUCGUCAAGCUGUCCACCUGGGCCACUAUCUCGUGUAUGUACAAUUCAAUCUUAUGCGACAAGGACGUACUGACUCUGUGCUUAGUUGUCGUUGUCUAUGGUCUGCUGUUCAUGGACAUUGAAGAAGGCACCGUCUUUGGCACUGUAUGUCGACCUCCCCAGAAACUCCGGCGACUUGUGCUGACAUACUCANNGAUCCGCGACUACUACGCAAGAGCAACCAACGACAUGUUUGGCACAGCGAGACGAACUCCUCCUAUCAAGCCACGUGCUACCACCGAAGACGAUCAGUCCGUGUCAUGA